GUCCAUAUUUUUUUGCACUUACAUUUAUCUAAUGUGUAUUUUCCAUAUUUUUUAUUUUCAAAAUCUCCAGAGUUAUCUCAACAAUAGUCAGAAAGUAGCAGUAUGAAGAAUUUAGAAACAUUUAGUUUAUAUAAUUUGUAGUUUUGUUGCUUUUUUAAUUAUUUGGCAAGAGAAGACUAUUUGAGAGAAUGUAAUAUUUAAAAAGUCUAUUUCUUUUAGUAUUUUAAAACAUAAUUAUCAUAUUAUUAUAUAGGGAGAUUUACUAUUUAAUCCCUGGAUUUUGUCAUUAUUAUCGAGGCAGUCCCUGCAUUUUAAGAAAUCUACUAAAACAUCUCUCAAUUUUACCUCGGUUAACCAUGUAGUCCUUUCAUCCAUUUUCGCCGCCUUUUCAUUGAGAAAAGAGUAAAUUACCCUUAACUUCUAAAUUAAUUCUCACCCCUAUUAAAACAUCCGGCGACCACUUUGAGAGGGAAAUGGCAAUCUUCCCCGGCCAAAUCACAAGAAGUCGGCAGCAGCACCAAUGGGCAACCCUUCAUUGUCGUUGCCACGUACUUGGGUGGGGUACCCACGCCUAUGUGCGUCAAGUAUUCACGCUACCUUGAGCCGGACCAAAAAUUGCGGAGCUGCUAAACCCACCUGCGGCCCGUCCACUAGCUGCUGCGGCUGAGGUGGCAAGAGAGGACAGAAAAUUGACUCGCGAAGAAUCGCGGUUGAGCCUCAGGCUGAAGAGUUCCUGUGGGGUUUUGUUCAAGGAUAAUGCGUCAAUGUGAUGCAACUGAACGGAGAAGGUGGACUCCGUUGGGUUUGUUUCGGUGGCGGUGAGCGUUUCUGCUUGGUAAUCGGAGAGGAUGGGCUGGAUAGGGAGAGGGUUGAGAAGUAAGGUAUAGUAGUGGUGUGAGUGUGACAAAGUGGUGGAGAGAGAAAGGAAAAUGGUGACGGCAAACAAGAGAAGGGCAUUCCUCGAUUUUUCUUUCGCGGACAGGCAUCAUUACCAUCACAGUUCUGAAGAAUCUCCUUAACUCUACUCAAAUUCCCUGCUCGAGCUGCCAAAUGAAUUUGUGAGCCAACUCGCUUUCGAAGUGACUCCUUACUCUUCUUCCUCUCACCACCACCAAUAAAACUAAGCUCCUCUCCAUCGCAGCUCGAAAAUUCUUCUGUUUCUCAAGUGCCCCACGAAAGCUUGGACGCUUUUCCAUCUGUUCCCUCAUUUGCAUCCACCUAAGCCAUCUUCCAUUGAACGCGCCGCCACUAUCGGAGAUUUAAGCUCGAGUCCCACCAUGCGGAGUCAUCUCCUCUUCUCAAUUGCCUCAUCUGCAUCCUCCUUUUCUCGCUGCGCUUCUUACCUCCUCUGCUCAAUAGAAAGACACCUCUUGUUUUGCCCUACACCUUCAAGGGUGGUCUGAGGUCGGCGAUUUGAGUGGCACGAGUGGUGGAGGAGAAGGUGGCGAUUCGAUUCUCUUUGGCUAGAAGGGCAAUUCAGGGUUUUAUAAUUUUUCUCUCUUCUUAUUAGGAUUUCAACGGUCGGAGUAAAAAAUGGCCUGGAAGGACUCUUUUUUUAAUGGAAAUAAAAGAGAGAGACGUUUUAAUAGGGUUUUGAAAAUAUAGGGACUGACUUGUAAAUAAUGGCAAUAUCUAGGGAUUAAAUAGUAAAUCUCCCUAUUAUAUAUAUUUUAAAUAUGAUAAUAUGUGGCAAAUUAAUUUUUUAAUAUUAGUUUAAUGUAUUUUAUGUUAUUCUAAAAAAAAUGUAAUUUAGUGUUAUUAACAUUUAAAUUCCCUCAAAAAAUGUAAUGGUGUGUUGACAGCGAGCCUUGCAAUCAGCGAAUAAAAUUCAACCAACCCACCGAAUCCAUCAAAUGGUUGCUGUUGGGUUGGGUCGGUUCACUUGAAAAAAUUGCCAAAUUUAAUCUAUGUUUGGAUCAAGUUGGUUUGGAUAUAAAUUUUAUCCAAAUCAGCUUAUGAACAACCCUACCGCUCCACACUUGGCCUCGUCCUCAUCUUCGCGAAUCCAGCAGCUCCUCCCGUUUGGCUGAGAAAUCUGUCUGAGUGUUGGGUAUAGUCUCAAAUUUCUGUUUUAUGCUUGGUUUUUGUUUGUCAAAACUCAUAUUAUGUUCAUUUGCGUUUAUAUUAUGUAUAAGCCUCAUUUCUAUACUACAUACUUGGAUAAGCCUCAUUUUUAUAUUAUAAUAGAAAUGUGAGUUCUCUAGGAAUAGUACAUCUAAAAUCAAUUAGUGUUAGUGUUGGGGUGUUAGUGUGUUGUUUGGGUGUUAAGGUGUUAAAGUGUGUGUUUAAGUGUUAAAUGUUAUUGUUUGUUUAAGUAUGAAGCGUGUGAAGUGUGAAGCGUGUGAAGUGUUAAGGUGUUAAAUGUUAAAGUGUUUGUCUCAGUGUGAAGUGUAAAGUGGUGCGAAGUGUUUAAUUGUUUAAGUGUGGAAGUGUGGAAGUGUGAUGUUUAAGUGUUAGUGUUUGGUAAGUUUGAAGUGUGUGAGUGUGUUUGUGUGUUAAGAUGUUAAGUGUUUAAGUGUGAAAGUGUGAAGUGUGAUGCUUAAGUUUUAGUGUUUGUUAAAGUACUUAUUAACUAUUUUUUGAGUGCUUGUUAAGUGAUUGUACAAAUACUUAAGUGCGAAGUGUUAAAGUGCUUGUGUGUUUGGGUGUUUAGGUGUUAAGUGUGAAGUGUGAUAUUUAAGUGUUGCUGUUUGUUAAAUGUUAGUAUUCGUUAAGUCCUUGUGCAGUGUGUUUGAAGUGUUUUGUUAAGUUCUUGUUACGUGUAAGUGUUUGUUGAAGUGUAUAAGUGUGCAAGUGUGUUUGUGUGUUUAGGUGUUAAGGUUUUAAGUGCUUAAUUGUUUAAGUGUGGAAGUGUGAUGUUUAAGUGUUAGUGUUUGGUAAUUUUGAAGUGUGUUUGUGUGUUAAGUGUUUAAGUGUAAAAGUGUGAAGUGUGAUGCUUAAGUGCUAGUGUUUGUUAAGUGUUUGUGAAGUGUUUGUUAAAGUACUUGUUAACUUUUUUUUAAGUGCCUACUAAGUGAUUGUACAAACACUUAAGUGUGAAGUUUACGUGUGACUUCAAGUGUUUACUGUAUGUUAAGUGUUUUUGAGGUGUUUGUUAAGUGUUUAUGAAGUGUUAUGGUUAGGGUUAGGAUUAGUGGUUGAUUCUUAAGGCCUGCAGUCUUCGUGUUACUUUCAUUCAGAUAAGUCUCUUCCUCUUCCUUCUUCCUCUUUUAAGAAAAAGGAAAAAGAGUAAAUAUUUUUUUUAUGUUGAUAAAUCCAUAUAAAAAAGGUGGAUUUUGUAAUUUAUGAUCAUAAUUAUUUUUUUCUGUUUGCAUUUCAUUUUUUUUCAUGUGCUUUUUUUAUUUUAUUCUGUAGAUGUGGAACUUUUUGAUUUCUUUUGUAUAUAAUUUCUAAAAAUCAAGUAAUUUUCAACUAUAAUUCUUUUACUAUCUCUAUUGAUUAUUGUUUAGAAAGCAUCACGGCUUAAAAGGUUGGGAAGAAAAUGACCAUUUUUUUCUGUUGUUUGAAAGGUGAAUUUGGACAUUGGAAAUUUUGAAUUUUCUGGAUAUCAAGUUUACAAGAGACAAUGUUAUCAUUGCUGGAAUAACUUACGAGAUAAGGAAAGAAGGGGAGAUUAUCUGAAAAAACUGUCAAGGAGAUUUUGAGUCCAUGCCAUUUAUCGAGAUUCUAGGGCAGUUCUCAUAUUCAGUUGGUGAACUUGGACAUUGAAAAUUAUGAAUUUUCUGGAUAUCAAGUUGAGAAGAGACAAUGAUAUCAGUACUGAAGAAAUUUAUCAGGUGGAAGAAGCACAAUUGGCACUGCGCAACAAUGUAUUGGCAGUAGAUGAAGAGGAAGCCAAAACUUGACGGGUGCCUUCUAAUUCUUAUUGCAGUACCAAGUAUUCUCAACAUUUUGGAUGACGAGCUUAUUAAGGGUGUUGGUAAUUGCAUCUUGAGCUGUCAGAAUUAUGAAGGUGGUAUUGCAGGAGAACCUGGCUCUGAAGCUCAUGCUUCUCAGAGAUCUAUGGAUUUGAUCAUCAGGUACACAUUUUGUGGAUUGGCAGCAAUGAUUUUGAUCAAUGAGGCCAAUCGUUUGGACUUGGCUGGUUUACUUGACCGGGUGGUUUUUCGACAAGGAGUGGAGUGUGGAUUUCAGGGGAGAACAAACAAGUUGGUUGAUGGUUGCUACUCCUUCUGGCAGGGAGGUGUAUUUGCAUUAUUAAAAGGAUUACAUUCAGUUAAUGGUGAACAUGUGGCUUUUUCGGAUCCUGAAGAAGGAGAUAGUGCUACAGAUGGCACUUCUGAAGGAGAAGAUGGAAAUUCCUUGGGGACUGAUGAGACUUGCCAUAUUAAACGGGGAGGAGAUGGAGAAAUGGCGCCCCUUUUUCACAGCGUGGCCUUGCAGCAGUACAUAAUUUUGUGCCCACAGGAACAGGAGGGCGGAUUCAGAGACAAACCUGGGAAGGCCAGGGACUACUAUCACACACGCUAUUGUUUAAGCGGCCUCUCUGCUACCAUCGGCGUUCGAUUUUGGUGCUUGUGUCACAAAAAUUAACAAGUCUAUCACCUAUUUGGUGCUUGUGUCACAAAAAUUAACAAGUCUAUCACCUAUAUUAUCAUCGGCUUUCGAUUUCGGCAUAACGAUCUCUAUCAUAAAAAAUGUCUAAGUCUAUCAAUCUUGCUACCGCAUAAAUUUAUUCUUGAGAAUGUUCAAAGUAAUAAGUUGAUGGAUGCAUGAAUCAACAUAUCGUAUUUAUUAUUUUCUUUA
Manihot esculenta (cassava) is the source of this 4746-nucleotide messenger RNA. Its product is annotated as protein farnesyltransferase subunit beta. The record is from RefSeq and is a predicted model, not a curated record. Gene Ontology annotation, cellular component: protein farnesyltransferase complex. The transcript has 12 exons. Lineage: Eukaryota; Viridiplantae; Streptophyta; Magnoliopsida; Malpighiales; Euphorbiaceae. Gene Ontology annotation, biological process: protein farnesylation. Gene Ontology annotation, molecular function: protein farnesyltransferase activity. The coding region runs from base 3823 to 4533 and encodes 236 amino acids.